CUGGCGUCGAAGCUCUGCACCAAGAUAGACGCUUAUAGUUUGCUUGUUCGCGCGCCGUAGCCAUCAUGAAGCUUCGGUCUGCGCUCGUCGUCGGCAGCUUUGCCGCUGCAUCUGGUACGUGCCCAAAAAUCGCCCCCGGAGGCCGCUUAAAUCGGCUGAGCCCAUGGCAUCUGUCCCGCCUGUUUGACUGCGCGCCGGUGCCAGAGGGCCCCGGACGCUGCCGAGCGCUGCGCGCGAGCCGCCGCUCGCCCCCGCGCCGCGCGGCGCGCGAAAACCGCCCCCUUUCCGACCGCAGGCUUCUCGGCCGUCGCCGGCAGCGACGCCGUCGCGCCGAAGAAGAACGUCAAGGACGGCUUCUUCGAGUGGCAGACGAAGCUCAUGGACGACCUCGCGUCCAAGUACGCCAAGACCGACGACGCCGCGGCGCCGGCGUCGACGGCCGCGAAGGCGUCGUCCUCCUCCUCGUCGGCGAGCGACGACUCCUCCAGCGACGAGGUCGUCGAGAAGAAGCCGCUCGGCACGCGCCUCAAGAACGUGGCCGGCCGGCUCGCGUUCUGGAGGAAGUAGACUCGCGAGGGCACAGACCCGCGCCGGCCGCGGCGCGGAGGACCCGCUCUGGGAGGCGGGUAAGUAUCCACACUA
This is a messenger RNA of Pelagomonas calceolata, 642 nucleotides long. Lineage: Eukaryota; Pelagophyceae; Pelagomonadales; Pelagomonadaceae. The record is from the annotation of a GenBank genome assembly.